AUGUCGCGACGUGACGAUAGAGACAGAGCUUCCCGCUCGCAACCGCAACCAACACACCCAUCUGCUGGAAGAACAGGCCAGUUUGUUAUCGACGCUGAAGGUAUCGACAGAGAAGUUAUCACGGCUGACAUCUGCCGGUAUCUUGGUAACGAUGCUCUCGUCAAACCGGGCGACGUGGAAGCCAUGAUAUUUGAUUUGAAACAGGCAUCUGCAGAUUGGCGAGCUGAGCGACUUGCUAGAUCUUCUGCACAGUACCCUACAAAUGGUAUCUCUUUAAGGGAUUCGAACGAGAUGGUUCGAAAGUCUAACACCCCUAUAGUAGUGGACUACAGAAGUUCAAAUGCACUAGAUCAAUCCAUUGCUCGAAUGGAUGCAACACAGCAGCCUCGACCUGCUGCACAACAAGGGAUGUACAAUUCACCAUCGGCUGCUGUGCCCAGUUCCCAAUCAUAUCAACCAAGUGGCCAGGGUUACUCGGCGGGCUACAGUCAGCCUACAAGUUACCAGAAUGAUGGCUAUACCCAGCCACCAUCACAACAGUAUGCUCCAUCUCCCCAAGGAUAUCCCACUCAGGACACCAGGAGUUAUGUUCACGGAUCCAAUUAUGCUGUUGAACCUGCUGGCCGUGGCGGAUCUGUUCCUCAGUCCGUUCCUAGGACUCAGGCAGUUCAAUACCCAUCCAGUACAUCGUACCAAGCACCUGCACCGCAGUACUAUUCCCAGUCUGGACCAACUGCAUCAACUUCAGCAUAUGCGUCACAUGCACCAACAGAUCCUUAUUAUAGUAGUCGUGCUGCUCCAUCAGGCAAUUAUGAAUCCACCCCGGAGGUUUACGACACCAGAGCAUACCCGGAAACUCCAGAUUACCAGAUGCAAGAUGCCGGAUAUACCGAACCAGGCUCAUACCAGGAAACAGUAUCAUACUCUCAGCCAAUGCCUUCUGGACGAAGUGGCACCGCCACUUCAUCGGCACCUCAAAGGACGCGUGACCGGGACAGUAGGGAUGACCGUGACAGACAUCACCAACGCCGCAGGAAUUAA
Sclerotinia sclerotiorum 1980 UF-70 is the source of this 1041-nucleotide messenger RNA. RefSeq lists its product as hypothetical. The transcript has 3 exons. The record is from RefSeq and is a predicted model, not a curated record. NCBI's taxonomy places the organism in Eukaryota, Fungi, Ascomycota, Leotiomycetes, Helotiales, Sclerotiniaceae. Bases 1 to 1041 code for a protein of 346 amino acids.